This is a messenger RNA of Vigna radiata var. radiata (mung bean), 1964 nucleotides long. RefSeq names its product protein DETOXIFICATION 18. Gene Ontology annotation, biological process: xenobiotic detoxification by transmembrane export across the plasma membrane. Lineage: Eukaryota; Viridiplantae; Streptophyta; Magnoliopsida; Fabales; Fabaceae. The record is from RefSeq and is a predicted model, not a curated record. Gene Ontology annotation, molecular function: antiporter activity; xenobiotic transmembrane transporter activity. Bases 200 to 1696 code for a protein of 498 amino acids. The transcript is spliced from 7 exons. Gene Ontology annotation, cellular component: membrane.
CCCAAACACAACACCUACCAGAUUUUUUAUUAGGAUGACCAAAGUUAUUUAUCAUAUUCUGCUUUUAUGAUCAAACAUAAAAACAUACGCUUUAAGAAAUUAUCUGUCAUGAAGUAAUUUCUGGUGCAUAGUUUGAUAAAAUUUAGUGGUUUGAGAACAUAUAAAUAGGGAUUACCAAUCAUUGAAGAGCCAUAUAUACAUGGAUAGCAUAGAGCAGAUGAAAGAGGAGAUAGAGAAGAUUGAAGAAAGUCCCAGUUCAGAUAGCACAGCAACACCUCUAUUAAGGGUAACUAAUGAUGGAGAAGAAAACACAAGAUGGUGGAAUGGAGUGUUGGACAUGGAAGAGGCCAAACAUCAACUAUUGUUUUCUCUUCCAAUGAUUCUUACUAACAUAUUCUAUUAUUUGAUCACUUCGGUUUCUGUCAUGCUAGUAGGUCACCUUGGAGAGCUUCAGCUUGCUGGUGCUACUCUUGCAAACUCAUGGUUCAAUGUCACUGGCUCUGCCAUCAUGGUUGGUUUGAGUGGGGCAUUGGAAACACUGUGUGGACAAGGAUUUGGAGCAAAGGAAUACCAAGUGUUGGGAAUUUACCUACAAGCCUCUUGCAUCAUAUCUCUAAUUUUUUCCAUCAUGGUAUCCAUUAUUUGGUUCUAUACAGAACCUGUCCUAGUGUUUCUUCAUCAAUCUCAGGACAUUGCAAGAACAACUGCUCUCUAUAUGAAGUUUUUGAUCCCUGGAUUAUUUGCAUACAGCUUCUUGCAAAAUAUUCUGAGGUUUCUCCAGACACAAUCUGUGGUAAUGCCAUUGGUUGUACUUUCAGCUCUUCCAUUGUUGGUUCAUAUUGGUAUUGCAUAUGCCUUGGUUCAGUGGUCAGGUCUGAGCUUUAUAGGUUCACCAGUUGCAGCUUCCAUUUCACAAUGGAUAUCAAUGCUAUUACUGGCCUUUUAUGUCAUGUAUGCUAAGAAGUUCAAGCAGACAUGGCAAGGCUUUUCAACGCAUUCAUUCCAUUACGUAUUCACAAACAUUAAACUGGCUCUGCCCUCUGCUGCAAUGGUAUGUUUGGAGUACUGGGCUUUUGAAGUUUUGGUUUUCUUAAGUGGUCUACUGCCAAACUCACAGAUAACAACUUCUUUGGUUGCAAUAUGUUUAAACACACAAUUCAUUGCAUACACAAUCCCUAUUGGUCUCGGGGCUGCUGCAAGCACAAGGGUAUCCAAUGAAUUGGGAGCAGGCAACCCGGAAGGAGCUAAACAUGCAAUGAAUGUCACUGUCAAGCUCUCUUUCCUGCUUAGUUUCUGCUUUGCUUUGGCACUUGGAUUUGGACAUGAUAUCUGGAUUCAGCUUUUCAGUGAUAGUUCCAAAAUUAAAGAUGAGUUUACUUCAGUGACACCCUUGCUUGCCAUUUCUAUAGUACUAGAUGCUGUUCAAGGUGUCAUGCAAGGGGCAGCCAGAGGAUGUGGCCUGCAACACUCCACUGCAUACAUUAAUCUUUUAACUUUUUAUCUUGUUGGCUUACCAAUAUCAUGUCUCCUGGGAUUUAAGACCAAUUUGCAGUAUAAGGGUUUAUGGAUUGGUCUGAUUUGUGGGCUGCUAUGUCAAGCUGGAACUCUCUUCCUUUUCUUAAGGCGUGCCAAAUGGACUAAACUGGAUGUUCUUAGAGACAAAGAUAAAGAUCAUCACAAACUGGCACAAAAUUAAUGACAAAAGAUCAUCACAAAAUUGGGUGAACAUGAUUUUUGUAAAACGUUUCUUGCUCAUACUCACUUUGAGAAUGCUAUAAUAUGAACUAAGCAACUAAGAAAUUCUGCCUUGAAAAUCACUAGAUUAAUGAGAGAGUAAUUUCUCGCAUAAGACCCUCUGAAUAUUUUUUUUCAAUACAUUCUUCACUUGUAUUUAUAUUUGAAUGAAGAAACCUCAUUCUUGAAUGUUUGAUUUAUCAGGGACAAUACAUAUGAUUAACUCUAUA